This is a messenger RNA of Pseudonaja textilis, 542 nucleotides long. The record is from RefSeq and is a predicted model, not a curated record. Lineage: Eukaryota; Metazoa; Chordata; Lepidosauria; Squamata; Elapidae.
AUGGGUAACAAGCAGACCAUCUUCACUCCGGAGCAGCUGGACGCCUAUCAGGAUGUCACGUUUUUCACAAGGAAAGAAAUCCUGAGGCUCUUCGACAAGUACCGAGACCUGGCGCCCCAGUUAGUGCCCACCGACUACAGCCGGAAGCCCAGCGUGAAGCUGCCCUACGAGCUCAUUGCCAGCAUGCCGGAGCUCAAGGACAACCCCUUCCGCCAGCGCAUAGCCGAGGUCUUCUCCGAGGACGGGGAAGGCAACAUGACCUUGGAUGACUUCUUGGACAUGUUCUCCGUCAUGAGCGAAAUGGCCCCGCGGGACCUCAAGGCCUACUACGCCUUCAAGAUCUACGACUUUAACGACGACAACUACGUCUGCAAGUCCGACCUGGAGAAGACGGUGAACAAGCUGACCCGGAAAGAGCUGAGCCCGGAGGAGGUGGCCCUGGUGUGCCACAAGGUCAUCGACGAGGCCGACCUGGACAACGACGGCCGGCUCUCCCUGGAGGACUUCCAGCACAUGAUUGUCAGAGCGCCCGACUUCCUCAG